Molecule: messenger RNA, 1317 nt
Organism: Marasmius oreades (fairy-ring Marasmius)
Lineage: Eukaryota; Fungi; Basidiomycota; Agaricomycetes; Agaricales; Marasmiaceae
Exons: 16
Coding region: 430-1317 (295 amino acids)
Biological process (GO): transmembrane transport; nitrite transport
Cellular component (GO): membrane
Molecular function (GO): high-affinity secondary active nitrite transmembrane transporter activity
Source: RefSeq, a predicted model, not a curated record
GUUCCACUCAGCGCUUGCGACGCACGAGUAAAGACUCAGGCGUACCUACACCAAAGUAGUGAGUUCCCAUCGUAGGAGCCCAGGCAACGACAAGCAUGAGAACCAUAUGCGGACGCACUUUGCGAGUAUCAAUGAUCAGCUUGGGAGUUAAGAGUCGAAAAGCGGAUAGUGGUUCUCAGCUCCAGGCACGGGGCAACGGAAUGGCGAGCAAAGGCCCAGUGUUGACGAAGAUUCAAAGAACGGAGUUCCCGUGGGCGACCCGGGGGUAUUCGGCCUUUGAGUCGGAGAAAAAGAGCUAUAACCGACCGCUGCUAUUUCGAGGAAGUCUUCCGGAGUUUCAACAAAUGAACAGUGCUAUAUAUAAUUCCGACCACGAUGUGAAAUAAAAAGGACAAAUCUGUUCAUCCCGCUUUUCCCCCCAACUUCACCAUGGACGACCCAAGCACCCUCAAACCAGCAGCAGUGACUGCAGCCUUGCUUAGAAGCGCGCUUCACAAACAUAGAGAUAGAUACGAGUCCGUGUUUAUCAAAGCUCUCGGCGGCGUUUACUUAUCGAUUGGAGGCCUAUUGUCCGAAGUAGUAGCAGGCGGUUCUCCUGGGUUCACACAGAGUAAUCCAGGUCUUAUCAAGGUCGGCUCUGCUGCCGUCUUCCCCGUGGGGCUUAUCAUGAUUUCAUUGACCAACACCGAACUGUUGACGAGUAACAUGAUGAUCAUGCCCAUGGGUGCCAUCAAAGGCGUCAUCCCCUGGUGGAGCGUGUUCGUUAAUUGGCUUAUCGUGACAUUCGGAAACCUCGUUGGCAGUCUGUUUUAUGCUGCCAUUCUCGUCAGAUAUACCGCCAUCGUUUCAGUUGAACCUUACCGUACCUAUAUUCGAACCUUUGCAAUUCACAAAGCCGGUGAUCCUCAGUGGCAUCAGAUAUUCCUAAGGGGAAUAGGUUGCAAUUUAUUGGUGUGUGUCGCGGUAUGGCAAGGAAUAGCCGCUAGAGAGACGAUAUCAAAGAUUGUUGCGAUAUGGAUGCCGAUCUGGAUAUUUGUUGCGCUUGGAUAUGACCAUGUGGUCGCAAACAUGUUUUCUGUUCCGAUGGGGAUGAUGUUCGGAGCCGAUCUAACUGUCGCGGAAUACAUUCGCAAAUCAUUCAUCGCAGCCUACAUCGGAAACAUCAUCGGCGCCCUUUUCGUUGGUCUUCCCCCGCUCUAUUUCUACCUCCGUAAGGGCGAGAAUGGUCUAAGUGACGCCGAGAAUGGGAGGACUGGAUCGCCGGUUGCUGGAGAUGCGAGCAGUGAUGGUACGGAUUCAAAAGUGGCGAGGAACUGA